AUCAGGUGACGUGCACUGCCAAGCGUCAAGGACCGUGGGUGGUAGGCGACGGAGUGAAGCGAGCGCGUCCAGGGAUGACUCUCAAAUCGACCGGUGGUCGUUUCUACAGCACUCGGUGCUGCGUUUUCUGCCAUGUCCGAACCGGGACCAUCGUCCUCGGGGCUUGGUACAUGGUGGUGAAUUUGCUGAUGGGCAUUUUGCUGACUGUGGCAGUAACUCACCCUGGAAGGGUACCCCCACUGGACCUACAGUAUGAAGUUAUUGGAAACUACUAUUCCUCAGAUAGAGUGACAGAAAAUGCUUGUGUUGGGUUUACCAUCUCUCUUUUGAUGUUUACUAUCAGUGCCAUGUUGGUGUAUGGCGCUAUUACUCAUCGUGGAGGAUGGCUGAUUCCAUUCUUCUGCUACUUGUUGUUCAAUUUUGCUCUGUCUUGCCUUGUUGCCAUCAGCUCUCUCACCUAUGUACCCAGGAUCAAGGAUUAUAUUGACCAAUUGCCGGAUUUUCCUUACAAGGAUGACCUCCUUGCUUUGGACUCAAGUUGUCUCCUGCUAAUGGUUCUGCUUAUCUUUACCAUUGUCAUAACUGUUAAGGCUUACUUCAUAAACUGUGUCUGGAACUGCUACAAGUACAUCAACAAUAGGAACACGCCUGAGAUAGCUGUGUAUCCAGCUUUUGAAACACCCAUUCAGUAUGUGCUGCCAACCUAUGAAAUGGCUAUGAAGAUGCCAGAAAAAGAACCUCCACCUCCAUACAUGCCUGCUUGAACAUAAUGAAGACAAAGCCUAUUCAUCUUCCCAGUUUGCUGAUCUCUGGUGGAACCUCCUGAACAAUUUGCAUACAUUCACUGACACUGAAUUGGUCAUGGACUUAGAUCCAUGGAUUUAGAUUGAAGAGGAAGAACACAUUAAAAGCUGACGUUAUUCCUCA
Hypanus sabinus (Atlantic stingray) is the source of this 927-nucleotide messenger RNA. RefSeq names its product lysosomal protein transmembrane 4 alpha (gene laptm4a). Gene Ontology annotation, cellular component: lysosomal membrane. The transcript has 8 exons. Lineage: Eukaryota; Metazoa; Chordata; Chondrichthyes; Myliobatiformes; Dasyatidae. The record is from RefSeq and is a predicted model, not a curated record. The coding region runs from base 75 to 764 and encodes 229 amino acids.